Molecule: messenger RNA, 166 nt
Organism: Funneliformis geosporum
Lineage: Eukaryota; Fungi; Glomeromycota; Glomeromycetes; Glomerales; Glomeraceae
Source: the annotation of a GenBank genome assembly
GAAUAUUUUAACUGCAUUUGGAUACCGGACAAAUACAAAAAAGAAGAAGCGAAUAUCACAAUCUAAAACUCGUGAACUAAAUCCACGUAACCCGGAAAGAGUCGGUUAUAUGUGGAUCUUAAAGAAUCGCUGCGUUAAUAAGCCUGUAUCACAACCACAUCAAUGA